This is a messenger RNA of Pectinophora gossypiella (pink bollworm), 6820 nucleotides long. It is a transcript of the gene MET1, whose product is annotated as aryl hydrocarbon receptor nuclear translocator-like protein 1. The transcript has a single exon. NCBI's taxonomy places the organism in Eukaryota, Metazoa, Arthropoda, Insecta, Lepidoptera, Gelechiidae. Gene Ontology annotation, biological process: regulation of transcription by RNA polymerase II. Gene Ontology annotation, cellular component: aryl hydrocarbon receptor complex; nucleus; cytoplasm. Gene Ontology annotation, molecular function: RNA polymerase II cis-regulatory region sequence-specific DNA binding; DNA-binding transcription factor activity, RNA polymerase II-specific; protein dimerization activity. The coding region runs from base 255 to 1811 and encodes 518 amino acids. The record is from RefSeq and is a predicted model, not a curated record.
CAUUCAUUCAUUUAUUGCGCGCACAAGUGUACGGUUGUUCGAGGCCGAGGCCGCUAUCAGUGAAUAAUAUUUUGUCGUUAAAAUGUGGUGAAUACGUCGCUGUAAAUAAAUACAGUGUUCUUUAAUGUUGAAAGUAUCAAGACUUGGUAAACGUUAGUGAUUACUGUGGUUAUUAUAUAUAGUGAAUUGACUUGUUGGAAUCUUAUUGGAUUGGAAUGAUAUAAACAAGGGCAACGAGGGUCUGGCGUAUCAAAAUGACAUCUCCGGGCACAGGAGGCACGCGGCUCGGCAUGCAUGCGGCUAUGGCGAACCAGAUGGGACUCGGUGUCGCCGGCACCGAAUUUGCCGUGACCGCGUCGGUCCCGACCAUGACCGCGGUUACGUACGACAUGCACACCGUAGGGGAUUCGUCCUCGGACUCGCAUUCACCCGAAAUGCCGACCGCCAAGGCUAGCGACCGCGAGUCGCGUAUAAUUGCGGAAAAGCAUCGUCGGAGCCAGUAUAACGCACAGAUAUCUCAAAUGAUGUCUCUAUUAUCGGACAUAGUCCACCCACAGCGUAAGAUGGACAAAACGAGCGUGUUGCGGCUGGCGGCAAACAAACUGCGCAAUGAGCAUGUGUUUGGCAAUACGAUCACCUGCUGCCACCUCGAGACGUGGUCUAGCGCCUUCAUCAAGUACUUUGAUCUAAUCGGCGGUUUUCUGUUCGCCGUGACUUGCCGCGGUCGUAUAUUUAAUGUAUCUCCAAAUGUCCAGGAAAAGCUCGGAUAUUGCCAUAUAGAUCUCUUAGGUCAGGAUGUUUAUAACUACGUUCACAAUGAUGAUAAAAUGACACUUCGACAGCACAUUUACCCACCUGAAUUGCAAGCUGGCUAUGACCAGAGGUUAUUUGAAAAGCAUCACAGUUUCCAUAUCCGCAUAAUGAGGGCAGGGGCUAAAUCGGACACUCCCCGCUAUGAGCAGUGUCGCAUCGAUGGUAAGCUCAGGCGCUCUGACCGUGCCACUGCAAGUGGAGUUCAAGAUGAACAAAUUAUAAGGAGGCAGCGAGUGAGGCACCACAGAACAUUUUCAUCUAGUGGCAAUGACUUUGUUUUCAUUGGCAUGAUACAUGUUUUAUCAAGUGCCUUGCCAGCACGUAUUCUGCCACCAACGGCCUAUUCAGAAUAUUGGACAAGGCACCUAAUAGAUGGUCGCAUAGUACAAUGCGAUCAAAGCAUAUCCUUGGCAGCUGGUUAUAUGACAGAAGAAGUCACCGGUACUUCAGCAUUUGUAUUUAUGCACAAGGAGGAUGUCCGCUGGGUAAUUUGUGUCUUGAGACAAAUGUAUGACCAAAGCAAGGAGUUUGGAGAAUCUUAUUACAGAUUGAUGACACGCUCGGGUCACUUUAUUUAUAUGAGAACAAGGGGCUUUCUGGAAAUUGACAGGGACAGUAAAAAGGUGCAAAGUUUUGUAUGUGUAAAUAGUGUAAUCAGUGAAGAUUAUGGACAGAGAAUGAUGGAGGAAAUGAAGAGGAAAUAUUCAGUGAUAGUAGAUAUGGAUAAACAGGAGCCUAAAGUUCCAGCUAUUGAUGAUGCACCAGUGGAGCAUCCCAAGAGCUUAGAACGCAUAGUAAUGCAUCUGGUGCAGCCAGCGGCCAGUGAAAGUGUUGAGGAGCUCCAGCUGGUAGCACCAUCCAAGGAGAACAUUAUUACCGCCAUCAAAAAUAGUGAAAAAGUAGUGCAGGGCACUGGUGUUAGUUUUGAUUCACGCAAAAGAAAACAAUCAGUUUAUGAUGACAAUAGUGAACAUUACAAACGUCACACUGGAUUAUAAGGUGACUAUGAUCUUUAAUUUAAUUAUGUAAGUUUUGUGAUUUGUGUUCCUAAGAUUUUUCAAGUAGGUACCUACAUGUGUAAGACAUAAUUUCAUUUCAAAAUUUCAUGUGUGACAUGGUUGACCAAAUAUAGAUAGUUGCCAUCAGUUGUGGAAACUAAUGAUACUAUAAUAAAUUGGCAAUGUAAUAUUUUGAAAUAUUUGAAUGCUUACACAAUUUCUGACUAAUCUUUUCAUCUGUUAUUUUAUUUUGGUUUUAUUACAUCUUUGACUUUGUGGAUUAAUCAAUAAGAAUUUAUUUUGUAAAGUUCGACAGUCACUGUUAAUUUGUAAUGUACAGAGAUGUUUGUGAAUGGAAAUUAAUGAAUUUAAAAUGAAUGAUUCAAAUUCUUAUAAUUAACAAUAUGGUUGUAUAACUUGUACAGCUGUUUACUAAACUUUCCUAUCUAAAUAUAGUUGAAAGUUUCAUUGAAGAUAGGAAGUGAAAUUAUCUGCCUAAUUAUUGAUUGACUUUUAUUUAUUGUAAAUAUAGUAUAUUAUUUUUGAGUUGUCUGAAUGAAUUUUAUUUUAAAUACAUGUUCUGUCAAACAGCAUUGGCUUGUUUUGUGUCUUGUCUAUCAUCAUCUAAUUAUAGUUUCUGUUUCAUUAUAAAGUUAUGCUGUAAAAGUCCGAAAUGUGGUUAAUAUUAGGUCCUAGGGGUAAAUUCUAAGAUGGCCAACUUGCGUUACUAAAGCGAUUUAACGGAAUACCAAAUAUUAUUCAAUUUCGUUAAUACUGAACCGAAUAUUCGGCUGAACUGUCCGGUUUCGCGCUACGUCUAACUAAACAAUCUGUGAAAGUAACCUUUUGGUUAAGAUAGAACUGGUUAUUUAUAAGCAGUAAUUAUACCAAUAUAUGCGGCACUAAAAACUAAUAUUCGGUCUAAUUCAAAUGUUCGGAUUUCGUGCCGAAUACCAAACGAAUACGGCGCAUCGCAAGGAUAUGAUCUAGUUACUCACUCCCUACGCUUUAUCUAGUUUGAACGCAUUGUUUAUGCAAUUGUUGCAUUUAAAUUGGUUUUUGAAUUGGUGCAAAGUAAUUUUAAAUUUUAAAUCUAAUGAUGACAAAUCUAGUAAAUACAAACUUAAUAACAUAUUUCAAAAUUCGAGAUGUCCCUUAGUACCCCAGUAAAUCGUAGGUGUAACUAGGAUAUCUUAGAAAUUACGAGAUUUUCGGGCUUUUACUGUGUAACAUUGUUAAUAUAAAUAGUAGGUAGGUAUAUAUAAAAUUAUUUAAAUUUAACUCCCAUUAAAAUAAUUGUUGAAGUCAAUAAUUAUAUUAUAAUGUAAUAAAAAUGGUAACUUUAUAAGUGUGUUGUGCAAUGGAUUCGGAACAGAAUCUUCUAUUUUAUACAUUUGUACAUACAUUUUCAAAAUGUAAUGAAAAAUCAAAAAUUUAAUGUUAGUUAUUCUAAUUAAAAUCAUAAAUAUUUUUGAAUCACAAUUAUUAUACAUAUUUUCAGAAGUUUCCGAACUAUUAAAGUCGCUUGGGACCAUGUAGAGUCAAGUAUUCUAGAAAAUAUCAUUUUCUAAUUGAUAUUAUUGCCAUUUUAUUAUUGUACUGUGUAAUAUACAAAUAUCUGGAGCCGAGCCAUAAAUUAUUGCUAGUUUGUUUGAUUAUAUCAUCAAUUCACUCGCAUCUUUGAAGGUGAUUUCAUACACUUAAAAAGAGAUUUUGGCUUAAAAUUCGACGUCAUUCUAAGCUCAAUCGCGCGUAAUAAACUUAAUAAUCCUUCGGUUAUAUAACAUUUUGGUUUCGACAUAGGUAGUAGCUAGCGUCAUUUCUUUGACUAUAAUCGUAAAGCGUGUAUGUCUUAUACAUUACGUGCUUGUUAGCUGGUUUACGUAUCAACCAUUAUAUUCCUCUGGUAUGCAAUGCGUUAUAAUAUAUUUAUAUUAAACUUCACUACAGAGCGGCUGAGAUUUUAACUUAUAUUACUAUCGAGUCCCUAUCCGAUUAUUGUAUCUUUCUUACAGUAAAGACCUGAUCUGUAUUGAACUUGAUAAUCUUUCGUAUAUUAUUUUGAUGGCAGCUUUAUUACAUUUCAUUUAGUCAUAAUAUAAUUACAUUACAUAUAAUAACGUAAUUUAUAAAAUAGACGAUGAAUGAUUACGUUUCAAUGAUAUCGUAUCGUAUACAAUAAAUAUGUUGUAAACACCCAUAUAUCCCCCAGAUUAGUUUUAAGAUUUUUUGUUUCGUUCCAAUAUUUUCGUUACACUGAACAGUGUUACAAGUUCACCUCUAUGUGUAGCUAUCGUACCUACCUCUGCAUUGUUGCUUAUCUAAAGGGUUUCUUGUCUCAAAAGAGAAAAAAUUAUAACCAUAAAAUAUAUUUGUAAAAAUGUAUUUAAUUAAAUGUUCCCCAGUUUAAGAAUCGUAUAUAAUUAAGAUGAUAGCAUGACAUAUAUGUUUUACUUAUGGAAGCGUGCUGGGCAAAGGUACUGUGAAGUACAAAAUUCUCGACAAUUUUAAAUACCUACUUAUAUUUAAUUUAACAUGACUUAUAAACGGUUUAUUGAAAUAAACUUAAAGGGACUGUACAUUUUUUUGAAUUCACAUGUAAAUUGAAUAAAGUACAUUUCCAUAAUUUUUUAAUAUUAUCAUGGACGGAAUUCGUUUAACUAUGUAGGCCUACAGUAUGUAAUUGUGUACCUUGUAAAUAAAUAUAUCAAUUAGGUAUUCCUCCUGCAAAGCAACAUAAUUGUAGUAAGUACGUAUUUGUUGUAUGGUAACUUAACUGUGACAGUAUGUUGUUGUGACUUGUGAUAAUCCUUUGGAGACUUAAUAGCUACAGAUUUUGUUUCAUUAUCAUAGCGUUCGGGAUUGGUUGUAAACUUUUUGACUGGGAUACAUUGAUAUCCGAAUGAAUCGUUAGAAUGACGUACGAUACUCUAUUUUACUAAUUUACAACAAAUAUCCUUGACGAAUUAUCGUGGACUGAUAUUGAAUUUGGCAAUUGAGAAGAUCAUUGGUAAGUACCUAUUUUUAAUGGAUUUUAUCAUCUUUAAUGAUAUACCUAAUACAUUAAGAAAACAUUUAUUUAUAAUAAUACUAAAAUACUGGAAAAUUCACCUUUCCAAGUAUCUCAGUAUCAUUUAAAAGUCAUUGUUCAUUACGUGAAAUAAAACAAGAGUCCAGUUUAAUAUACUUUACGUAAAAUAACAUACAAUUGCCAGUAUCAUCGACCUUCUCCAUUGCCAGAUAACACGCUUAUCGAAUGGCAAUACUUGCUCCAUUGUGCUGCUAGCAGGGUAAAUUAGAUUGUACUGGACUAAAAAUGAAAGUAGGUAACGUAGGAUUGUGGUUGUGACCGGACAGUUCGAUUCGAUUACUAAUUUGACCAGGAAUUGGGACCUUCAAAAUUUUACACUAGUAAUCUGUCUAGACAGUUCCCCGUUUAGGAAGGAAAUAAGAGUAUUGAUCGAGACGUACGAUGUGAAUAAGCUAGCAUUAUAAUCCUGAUAUUGACGUUUACGAAAUAGGAAGAAGUGUACAUAUUACACGUAUUAUUAUAAAGGAAAGUGAUUAUUAACAGGAGUUAUGUAAACUAUAAGCUAGAAGCGAGCACACCUGAAAUAACAUUGGAUGUAAAAUGUAAGUGAUGAGUUCGAAACAUUAUUAUUGAUGUGUAGUUUGCAACGAAUGUAGGUAUGUAAUAUUGUAGACUAGGCUAGCUAAGAGGUAAUUAUAAAAGGUCAAUGGAGCAAAUGUUAUAAUAAAGGGCAAUUUAUUGCUGAAGUCUAAUUAUAGUUGAAAUGUUACUGUGUGCAUUGAAUGCACUUGGGAAAAGUUCGCUGUUUGUUAAUAUUGAAUGUAACCCAUACGUGCUUAGACACACGUGUGUAACUGCAUAUAAAUUAAAAAAUAAUUGUUGAAAUUGAAUGAUCUGAAUGUGAUUUUUUGUUAAACUAUGAAUAUACAUACUCUCAUCGAUAGAGCGACCUUAUAUUGUAUUCUGAAUGAAGAGUGGAGUUGUAAAAGGAAUCGAUGUAGUAGAGAAAUAUCUUAAUAAGUAAUGUUCUUUCGUAUUAUACAAUAUAAAUAAUAUUUAGUACACGUUUAAGAAUUGAUGUUUGACGGACAAAUGUUAACGUCCUAUUUAUAAGUAAUUAUGUUGUAUAAUGUUAAAGUUUGUGUCCAAGAUAUGACAUUGAAUAUCGUUACGAUUUAUAAGUUACAUCGGAGUGUUGUCGUGAGCAGUUACGUAAUUAAAAGUUAUUAUAGUUAGUGUGUUGUGUACUGUCUAUUACACAGUUUAACAAAGAGUGCGCGUCAACGAACUGAUAAAAUGAAAAAGAAAACAAAUAAAAGUUAACGAUUCUGUACAUUUGAUAAAAAAACAUGGAAAUGAAAGGAUUUCUUGGACUAAGGACUCUUAGAGUCUCUUGCCCAGUAAGGGAUACCUUUAAAAAAAAAGUAGUUUUAAUACAUAUUUGUACAUUUUAGAAUUGAAGAUGUAAGCAGGUCCCUGCAAGUUCUUUUGACUGGCCUAAAUCAUUUAUUAAGUCGAAAGCAAACUAUCUGAACAAGGAUUAUCUACAAUCCACAAUUGAUUUAUUAAAUAUGAUUUUUUAUUACGUCAUUUGAUAAUUUAAGAGUAAGUACGGAUUAAGGGUUGUGAGAUAUAUAACAUAAUACCUGGUACAUUACUUCCCAAAGAAAAUGUAGUUGUGUCAAUGUUUAUAAGGUCACCUGUUGCUGUUGAUGUUUAGUUGACUGGCAAUAUGCAGUGACGGCCAUCGUGCUCAUCACCUAUCAUGAUAUUAUUUCUCCUUGUAAAAAGUACACAAUGUAAGCAAAACAGAGCGAACGUAUGACAUUAAGGUGCACGUUCUUUAGUCAAGGAAUAAUUAAUUUUCUAAUUCUAUGAAUUAAUUGUACAUCGGUAAUGUAGUUAUUAUGUAUCUGUUUGUGUCAAAGAAAAAUGUAUGUUACAUAUAAUUUGAUGUAAUAAAAUACAAUAAACAAUA